CUAGUAGCACAGUCCUCCCCUCCCGGCCAUGGCGAAGAGGAAGCCCAUGGCGGCGGCGGCGGCUGGCGAGAAGAAGAGCAAAGGCAAGAAGGGCAAGAACGGCCCGGCCAAGGUGGCCAUGAAGGCGCGCGGCGUUGCGUCGGCGGCGGCGGAGCGGAGCAACCCGUUCGAGGCCAUCUGGUCGCGCCGCAAGUUCGACGUCCUCGGCAAGAAGCGGAAGGGCGAGGAGCGACGCGUCGCGCGUUCCCGCUCCGAGGCCAUCCGCAAGAGGGAGAACACGCUGCUCAAGGAGUUCGAGGAGAGCGCCAAGUCGUCCGUGUUCCACGACCGGCGUAUCGGCGAGAGGGACGACACCCUGCCCGAGUUCGACAAGGCCAUCCUCCGCCAGCAGCGCGAGCGCUUGGUGAAGUUGAAACGAGAAAGCAAAUACAAUCUGUCUGAUGAGGAUGAAGACGAAAUCAAUGUUCACGAUGCUUACACGCUCUCGGAAAAAGAUGAUUUUGAUGAAGAGGUGCCUCUUGAUGAUGAGAGUGACGAGGAAGGUAAAAUGAUUCUCUCAAAGAAACGCUUAUCUCUUCAAAGUGGUGAUCGAUCUUCAGAGACUGCUCUGCCCGAAGAAGCACAUGGCCAUAAGAGCAAGAAGGAAGUUAUGAUGGAGAUUAUUUCAAAGAGUAAAUUUUAUAAGGCCCAAAAAGCAAAGGAGAGGGAAGAGGAUGAACAUCUCGUGGAUAAGUUAGACAGUGAUUUUGCAUCGUUGGCCCAGACACAGGCGUUACUGUCCUUAACUGAGUCAGCUAAGGUCAAGGUGAACAAAAAUGAUUCAAGUACUGGCUUGACAGGGAAAGAAAUUUUAAACAAGGCAAAGGCAGACACAUAUGACAAACUGGUGAAAGAAAUGGUAAUGGAUCAACGUGCUCGCCCAUCAGACAGGACAAAAACCCCAGAGGAAAUAGCGCAGGAAGAAAAAGAACGUCUUGAGAAGUUGGAGAAGGAACGCCAAAAAAGAAUGUUUGGAACUGCUGAUUCAUCUGAUGAGGAUGAUGACAACGAGGAUGAUCACCACAUGAAGCUGGACAACUCAAAACCUAUAUCUGGUGAUGAUCUUGGUGAUUCCUUUACUUUGGAUGAGUCAAAAAGAAAGAAAAAAGGCUGGGUUGAUGAAAUUUAUGAAAAGGAGGGUAGAGAGAUUGGUGAUGAUGCAGCAGCAUCUGAUGAUGGAGAAAGUGAUGAUGAACAUGCUGGUGAUGAUGAGGCUGCUAAUGAAGAAUAUGAUGAUGAAGAUGUUGAUGAAGAAGAUUCAAGUGACAAUGACUUAGGUAAUAUAUCUGCUAGAGAUUGGGAGCAAAGUGAUGACGAUGAGGUUGAUGUAGGAGAAGAUGAAAUUGAGGAUUUCAAGGAGAAGGAACACGGGAUCAAUGGCAAAGUGGUUAAAAACGAUGUACAAACUUUGAAGAGAGAAUCAAAUGCAGCACCACAAGUCAAGGAUAGUGACCUUCCUUUUGUGAUAGAUGCACCAAAUAACCUAAAAGAUCUAUCCUCCUUGCUAGAUGGUCAUUCAGAAAUUGAAAUAAUUGAGAUUCUUAGGCGAAUACGUACAUGCAAUUCAAUAAGGCUUGCAGCUGAAAACCGACGAAAAAUGCAAGUUUUCUAUGGUGUUCUCCUGCAGUACUUUGCAGUUUUAGCUACUCAAAGACCAGUGAAGUUCAAAAUAAUUGACACACUCGUUAAGCCUUUAAUUGAGAUGAGUGGAGAGACUCCAUAUUUCGCUGCUAUCUGUGCGAGAGAGCGGCUUAUUCAUACACGCACUCGUCUAUGUGAAGAUAUUAAAGUUCCAGGAAUGAGCAGCUGGCCAAAUUUGAAGACAUUACUUCUCCUGAGGUUAUGGUCUCUUAUUUUUCCCUGCUCCGACUUCCGACAUGUUGUAGCAACUCCUAUGCUUCUACUGAUGUGCGAAUAUCUGAUGCGCUGUCCUAUACAAUCGGGUCGAGAUGUAGCUGUUGGUUCUUUCUUGUGUUCCAUGGUGCUUGCGGCUACUAAAGAAUCUAAGAAGUUCUGCCCUGAAGCUAUUGUUUUUCUGCAAUCUCUUCUGGUAACAUCUCUUAAAGGAAAUGUGGGAACUCAACUACACAAUCAGAUUAACGAUCAAUUUAUGGAGCUCAAGACAUCGAAACCAUGGCUCAGUAUCUGUGAAAAAGUGCAUGACGUGAAUCCAGUGAAUGUCCUGGAAAUCACUUGCAUGAAUCCUGACGCCCCUUAUUUCUCAUCUGAUAGUUUUAAGGCUGGUGUACUUCUAUCUGUGGCUGAAUGUUUGAGGGGCUUUGUUAUUAUACAUGAAGAACUAUGCUCAUUCCCAGAAAUCUUCCUUCCAAUAUCUUCUCUACUGCACGAAAUUCUGGAUAAAUCCGACUUACCAGGCCUGUUACAAGACAUUUUCCGGGAAGUAAUUGACUUGAUUAAAAAGAAGAGUGAUGAACACAAUGCUUCAAGAGAGCCACUCCGAAUGCGAAAGAAGAAGCCCGAACCGAUCAAACAGUUGACUCCAAAAUUUGAAGAAAAUUACAUUAAGGGUCUUGAUUAUGAUCCUGAUCGAGAAAGGGCACAAAUGAAGAAGCUGAAGAAACGCCUCAAGAGUGAGAAGAAGGGAGCAGUGCGUGAGCUGCGCAAGGAUAAUUAUUUCCUGUCUGCUGUGAAGGAGAAAGAGAGGGUGAAACAAGAGCAAGAGAGGGCUGAGAAGUAUGGGAAAGCCAUGGCUUUCCUUCAAGAACAGGAAAGUGCUUUUAAAUCUGGACAAUUGGGGAAGGGGAAAGGUCAAAAAAGGAGGCGGUGAUAUUUUCUCCAUAUUCAGCUGUUUGGCCUGUGUACAACAUACAUUGAUUAUGUUGCUCUUGCCACUCGGUUCUUGGUCAGUGCUGGUAGUAGAUCUAGCUGACGAACUUAGCAUGCACAUGAUGCAGUGCAUUGUCUAACUUCAAGUUGGACACACCGAACUAAAAAAGCAGAUGGUCAAGAUACCCCUGUUAGCUGUAUGAAGCAUUCCCUCUUGUAUAUAGCUUGGCUAGAACAAGUGCCAUAACUAUCUGCAAUGCCUCCAGCACUUCAGAAGGCAUCUCUUCUACCAACUAUCAAAGGCUUUAUUUCUCU
This is a messenger RNA of Phragmites australis (common reed), 3141 nucleotides long. RefSeq lists its product as uncharacterized. Gene Ontology annotation, cellular component: Noc4p-Nop14p complex; nucleolus; small-subunit processome. The transcript has 14 exons. Gene Ontology annotation, biological process: maturation of SSU-rRNA. The coding region runs from base 29 to 2827 and encodes 932 amino acids. Lineage: Eukaryota; Viridiplantae; Streptophyta; Magnoliopsida; Poales; Poaceae. The record is from RefSeq and is a predicted model, not a curated record.